UAUAAUCCACAAGCUGAAACGAGAUAAGCAAUAAUCAUGCAACUCAUCUUCGUGCUGGCUGCAGCAACAAGAAGCAAAAAUGGCUAGUGCAGGCCAAGUGAUGAACAACAAGCAAGUGAUAUUGAAGCACUUUAUUCAUGGAGCUCCAAAAGAAUCUGAUAUGGUGGUGAGGACAGGUUCGAUUGUGUCUUUGACAGCAGAGGCAGGUUCAAAUACCGUUGUUGUGAAGAAUCUUUACCUGUCUUGUGAUCCUUUUAUGGGGAGCCGCAUGAAGAAGUUUGAACAUCCUGAUUUCGUUUCUUUCAAACCUGGCUCUCCAUUAGAAGGGGUUGGAGUGGCUAAAGUUGUAGAUUCAGGGAACCCAGAAUUCAAGAAAGGGGACUUGGUUUGGGGAACUGUUGGAUGGGAAGAAUACAGCGUGAUUAAGAACCCUCAAAGCCUCUUCAAAAUCCGUCAUACUGAUGUUCCCUUGUCUUACUAUACUGGAAUUCUUGGAAUGCCUGGACUUACCGCUUGGGUUGGAUUCUAUGAAGUAGCAGCCCCUAAGAAAGGAGAAAAUGUAUACAUUUCAGCAGCAGCAGGUGCAGUUGGUCAGCUUGUUGGGCAAUUUGCAAAAUUGAUGGGCUGCUACGUUGUUGGAAGUGCUGGAAGUAAAAAGAAGGUUGACAUCUUGAAGAGCAAGCUUGGAUUUGAUGAUGCUUUCAACUAUAAAGAGGAGCAUGACUUGGAUAAAGCUUUGAAAAGGUGCUUUCCUGAUGGCAUUGACAUUUACUUUGACAACGUUGGAGGAAAAUUAUUGGAUGUGGUGCUUCUAAACAUGAGACUUAAGGGUCGAAUUGCAGUGUGUGGAAUGAUCUCACAGUACUAUCUCAGCCAGCCUGAAGGUGUACACAAUUUGUUGCAUACUAUUAGAAACCGGAUUCGCAUCGAAGGAUUUGUAGUCUUCGAUUACUUGCCUCAAUAUUCAAAGUUCCUUGAAGUUGUUUUGGAUUUGAUCCGAGGAGGAAAGAUUGUUUAUCUUGAAGACAUUGUUGAAGGCCUGGAAAAUGCUCCAGCUGCUCUUGCUGGUCUAUUCAGUGGACGCAAUAUUGGGAAACAACUAGUUGUUGUUGCUAGGGAGUAAUUGAAGCUAUCUCUUCUCUUGCAUACUUUAUUGCCACUCUUCUAAUAAUAAUUUUCUGUGUGUAUGCACACACACAUAUAUGUAUAUAUGUAUAUAUAAAAUUUAAAUUGAUUUCGGACAACAGUGAUUAUUGUUCGAAAGGGUUACCAUUUUGUUUAAAGGCACUAUGUUGAUGCAUAUGGGUCCCCCACUUAAUGGGGAAGUAGAUGGGUGCACAUAGCCUCGAACCCAUGAGUGUAUUUAAC
This is a messenger RNA of Mangifera indica (mango), 1368 nucleotides long. Its product is annotated as 2-alkenal reductase (NADP(+)-dependent)-like. Lineage: Eukaryota; Viridiplantae; Streptophyta; Magnoliopsida; Sapindales; Anacardiaceae. Gene Ontology annotation, molecular function: 2-alkenal reductase [NAD(P)H] activity. The record is from RefSeq and is a predicted model, not a curated record. Bases 80 to 1123 code for a protein of 347 amino acids. The transcript is spliced from 5 exons.